AUGAUUGUCUCGAUCUUGGCCACAACGGUCUUAUUAGGCGUUCUCGAGGCCGUUUGCCCACUUUCGGGUCGGCCAAGGGGUGAUGACUGCAUCUUCGACCUCGACGUCAAGUUGGGAUUCAUGGAGGCGCGGAAGAUUUGCCGCAGCCUGAAUUCCACCUUGGACAUCUCGCACAAGCAUCGCGACGUGGCUCUGCGAGCGGGAUCACGUAAAACUUCG
Mesorhabditis spiculigera is the source of this 219-nucleotide messenger RNA. Lineage: Eukaryota; Metazoa; Nematoda; Chromadorea; Rhabditida; Rhabditidae. The record is from the annotation of a GenBank genome assembly.